AUGCCACCUCCACAUAAAACCGAGAAUAGAGUCUACUGCCAAUGCAAAUCCCAUAACUGCGUUGCCGAGAGUGCUCUUGGCAAACUUGUCACACCUCAAACCCGGAGAGAUCACCAAAAUUUGGACAAGCAACUUGGGAAUGACAACCUGAGCGACACUGCCACUUCAAGUCAAUACAUUCAUAAAGCCAAGCAUGGUCGGCUGGCCGAGGCAGGAUGGGAGACCUUGCAAGGUGGUAAUUAUAGUAGUGAGGUGGCUCUAGUUGAUAGUGAAAGCUACAAUGAGAUUCCUACCCUUCAUUCACAUUCUCCUGUACAGUCCGCCUCCAAUACAGUUAUCGAUUUUGAUGAUCAGAUGGAACUUGAUGAGAACAUUGCAGCUCCCAUGCCUGCUGGAUUCAAUGGACUAAGGGAUACUGAAGAACUUGACAACAAUGACAAUUUUCGUGAUCCUGGAUGUCUAGAUGAUCUUGACACAGAUGAACCUGAAUCUGAGGAACCUCCAAUUCAUGGAUCUCAGGUGCCAGAAACCUCCCAAACUCCACCUAACCAAGCAUGCUUGCCUAGUGACAAGCCACAUACCCCUCCUGAGCCCGCAUGGUCUGCGAUCAAUGAUGUGAGAAUUGCCCAGAAGUUCAUUUGGGAGCUACAGAAUGCAAUGGCAGAUGACUGUGAUGCCAACUUCAUAGACAACCUUUGA
Molecule: messenger RNA, 699 nt
Organism: Desarmillaria tabescens
Lineage: Eukaryota; Fungi; Basidiomycota; Agaricomycetes; Agaricales; Physalacriaceae
Exons: 3
Coding region: 1-699 (232 amino acids)
Source: RefSeq, a predicted model, not a curated record